UCCAAUCCAACACAAAUAUUUACCAUUAUUUCUUAACAUGAAGAUGCCCACAACUCAGAUAUUUUAUGCUUUAUGUGGUUUUGUUUUGGGUUGCCUAUGUUCAUCUCUCUGAGACGCCCAGUAAAAUCUCUAUGUUUAUCAUAACGUAUCGAAAUAUACAACUGGUUUACUCUCAGUUAUGGUUCUUUCAAUAUUGUGGCAAAACUUGGAUCAAAUCAUCCAAUUGAUCUGCUGUUGACACUCAUUUUCAAUGCAGAAGCAGAGCACUCUUCAUCCGGAGUACCUAAGAUUUGGCAACGGACUAGUGAAAUCGAUAGAAGCCAGUGCAUUUCCUAGAUGGAUCAGUCGCAAAAAUGAAGUCAGAUUGUCGUUUCUAAGAGCUGAAGCUUCUUCUUCAUCCAUGACUAUAAUAAACAAAAGCUGCACGUGGAGAGCGAAUAGCUUAGGACAGGAGAUCCAAGCGGACUUGAGUGAUGAAGACGAAGAAGAUCUAUGUCCGGUUGAGUGUGUCACUGAGUUCAAGACAGAUGAUGAACUUCUUAGAGUCCUGGAGAAAGCCAAGGAGACUAACACUUUGGUUGUGGUUGAUUUCUAUCGUCCUUCAUGUGGUAGUUGUAAAUACAUAGAGCAGGGGUUCUCAAAGCUCUGCAAGCAAUCUGGUGACCAAGAAGCUCCCGUUAUCUUCCUUAAGCAUAAUGUGAUAGACGAAUAUGAUGAACAAUCUGAAGUCGCUGAAAGGCUCCGUAUAAAGUCGGUUCCUCUCUUCCAUUUCUAUAAAAACGGAGUUCUGUUAGAAGCAUUUGCAACUAGAGACAAGGAGAGGAUUGACGCUUCUAUAGUCAAAUAUACUUCCUCUGAAUCUUCAAGCACAUCGGAGUAAACCCCACAUUUGGUUCUCUCUUUGAAAUCAUAGAUAAUGAUGUAACCGAUAGUGUUAAACAGCAGCAACAUCCUCCCCAAAACUUGUUGUAAAGAUGCCUAAACAGCUCUCAUUCUUCUUGCAAGUAUCAUACUGAAUAAGACAGAUGCAACAUUUUUUUUC
Brassica oleracea var. oleracea is the source of this 1042-nucleotide messenger RNA. RefSeq names its product thioredoxin-like 4, chloroplastic. Bases 251 to 880 code for a protein of 209 amino acids. Gene Ontology annotation, cellular component: chloroplast. The record is from RefSeq and is a predicted model, not a curated record. The transcript has 4 exons. Lineage: Eukaryota; Viridiplantae; Streptophyta; Magnoliopsida; Brassicales; Brassicaceae.